This is a messenger RNA of Castor canadensis (American beaver), 2083 nucleotides long. It is a transcript of the gene Tslig2, whose product is annotated as chromosome 12 C2orf49 homolog. The record is from RefSeq and is a predicted model, not a curated record. Gene Ontology annotation, biological process: embryonic morphogenesis. Gene Ontology annotation, cellular component: tRNA-splicing ligase complex. NCBI's taxonomy places the organism in Eukaryota, Metazoa, Chordata, Mammalia, Rodentia, Castoridae.
CCGGGACGUUUCCUUCGCGAAGCUUUGUGGGUAGCUGGCCGGGGUCUCCUGGCGACGACGAUGGCGGGGGAUGUGGGCGGUCGCAGCUGUACGGACUCGGAACUGCUGCUGCACCCGGAGCUGCUGUCCCAGGAGUUCCUUCUCCUCACCCUGGAGCAGAAGAACAUAGCUGUUGAAAAUGAUGUAAGAAUAAACAAAGAUGAUCUCACAGAUCUUUACGUCCAGCAUGCGAUACCGCUGCCUCAGAGGGAUUUGCCAAAGAACAGAUGGGGGAAAAUGAUGGAAAAGAAAAGAGAACAACAUGAGAUAAAAAAUGAGACUAAAAGGAGUAGCACUGUAGACGGGUUAAGGAAAAGGCCCCUCAUUGUAUUUGAUGGAAGCUCAACAAGUACAAGUAUCAAAGUGAGAAAGACAGAGAAUGGAGAUAAUGACCGACUCAAGCCUCCCCCUCAGAACCAUGACUUAACGCAUAGGAAAAGUCCUUUGGGUCCUGUGAAGUCGCCACCUUUGUCCCCUGUUGGAACUACUCCUGUAAAGUUGAAGCGAGCUGCUCCUAAGGAAGAAGCAGAGGCCCUGAAUAACCUGAAGCCUCCAGAAGCAAAAAGGAAGAUACAACAUGUUACAUGGCCAUGAAGGAAAGUUUCCAAAAAUGUAAAUAUAACUAUCUAGCUUUUCAAACAAGUUCACAUAUAUUUGACAGUAUUUACAGAGAUCCUGAUUAUUGCAGAAUUUUCUUAAGAGGUUUGAAAUAGGUUCAGAGUAAAGUGUUUUCUUUCUCUCCCCUUCUCUCCCUUUUUAACAUUUCUUGCCUUUCAUGUCCUGAGUAGGAAAGAAUUUCUUUUUAAAAUAUUGGUUUAGUAUACAUCAUUUAUAUUGGCCCGGCUGAAAUCAUUAGCUACAAAUCUGUCAUAAAAUAUCUAAUCAAUUUUAGGAAUUGUCCUUACUACUCUCCUUCAGAAUCUUUGGCGAAAUUUGAGAUUUCUUUUUAAGGCUCAAAUAUUUUAAUAGUUCACCAUUGCUAUUAAUUUGUUUCAUAAGCAGAAGCAUUUAACAGUUCAUUACAGUAUUUUAGUAAAUAUUGCCACAUGCAUCCUCAAAGGUUCACCAAGAAAAACAUCUUGAUAGUACUACUGGAAAGCUAUUCUGAAAGUACAGAUAGCAUUGUUUUUUCCCAUAAAAAGUAAAAAGGAAGGCAGUACUCUCUAUUACUCUUUUCUUAAAGUCUAACAGAAUUGAUUGGCUCUGAGGUGACUGGUGCAUCUUUUAGAACAAUCUUGUCCUGUCUACUCUUUUUGUAAGCAGUCUAUGAUCUCACACAGUAAGUUCUGCUCUUAUGCCCUCCUAGGAUCUUAAUCUUUCUAAAAUGAAGUUGAUUUAAAAAUCUUCAGGCUGAGUAAUCAUGUUGGAACUUGGCAGAAAGUUUAGAGAAUAGAGAGGGAGGGUAGAAUUUGAGAAUUUAGUAUGAUAGUGAGGGGCAGAAACAUCAGUGUCUUCUGGAGAUAGUAAUAGAGGGGCUUAGAGUUGGAAUUCACUGUUGAUUACAGCAGGAGAGAAUUGGACUUUCUGCUGGAUGGGGUUCCCAUAGAGCUGUCCCAUUUUUGUGCAGCUAGUAUUACCACUCCAAGUAUAUUAUGGAAGUCAAUGGGAAAGUAGGGUUUUCAUUAUCAUGAGUGCUAGGGCUACUUUUCUGCUAAGUAUUUCUACCCAAGAGCAAAGGAUACUUUGUAUUUUUUUUCCAUGUGUAUUCAAAUUGGGAUUUCCUGUUUUCAAUACAUUUUAGAGGAGUUUCUUUCCUUUUUUAAUUUGUUAAAACAAGUAUUUUAGUUCAGCUAUUGAAUAGCCUUACAAAAAAUUUAUUCAGCCUUGCAGGUAAGUACUAGCCCAGUAGUUUUUGGCCAUUCUGCCUUUACUCCAGACUAUAAAUCUGUACACAAGACAAAAUUGAUACAUACUAAGUGUUGUAUAAGUUGUCAUAGUAAGUUUUUAAAUAUAUUGUUAUCUGCAGGGCUGAUACAUAUAAUAUUGUUGAUGAGAACUGUGUUCCUAACCAUAAAUAUUAAAGGAGAUUUAAAAAAUGCAGAUU